GCUGGGGGAGGAGGCUGAAAGUUGCAUUUUCAUGAAAAGAUCACACUCCAGUACUUGUAUUGGGUGAAUUUAAAUAGUGUUUCUUUUUUUUUCUUAUUUACAGUGCAGAAAUUUAAAAAAUAAAGAGAAAGUUAUCACUGUACACUUUGUAUUCUGUUUUAAUUUAUACAUUUCAAAAUGUAGAAAUCAUCCAAAAUAUUUUGUAAUGUGAGGCCUGAUGUCUCCCAGUCAUAGCAUUUGAUGUGGAAAUGCGAAUAUCAAAGGCAGGGGAAAUUGCAUUUGUAGUGUGUUAACCAGUUAAUAUCCUUAUUCAAAACCAAAUUCAGCUGUUUCCCUUUGUAAUCAGUUUUUGAAAUUCCUUUGCAGAAUGAUGGUGACUUUUAAAUUCAUUGUUGAAAGUCCAGGGAGGUUAAAAUGUUCCCCUACAGGUUUAUGUGUGUUAACAUUCCUGACGUCUGAUUUGUGUCCAUUUAUCCUUUGUCACAGAAACUGUCCUGUUUGGCUAAUUUACACGGCAGAGGGGCAACCUCAUUCACCAGGUCAACCUGGGAACAGAGGCCAAGUGUCUUUAUUCACAAGCUAGUACUGAACCCAAAGUACAGUCUUAUUUGACUGAGUCCAAAGGCUAGCUGGCUUGGAUUGGCAGUUUUGUCCUAAUGUAAACAUUGAAAGCUGUCCCCCCUUCUUGUACUUUGGUGUUAUCCAGAAGACACUGUUGUAAACAAUUUUGUUUAACUUAGUGCCUGGGAAAAUGUGCUUCCUGCACAACAAAAUUUUGAUCUCUGGUUCUCUACAUAUGCAUCCAGAUGACAACAGCAGCAGGGUACCUAUGUACACAUGCUGGCUUUAACCAGCUCUCCCUUUCCAAAAUAAGAGAAAUCUGAGCCAUCAGAAUCCUUUUAAAUAGAAUACUUUUCAUUCUUGCCCCAGCUGAGAGGACAAAUGUAGAUUUGAGAUUCUUGAUGCUAGAUGAAUGCCCCAAAGAUCUUGUCUGAGUGCUCAUUCUGACCUCUUUGUCAUUGCAGAUAAAUGAUCCUGAUGCAGGACUGUGGACAAUCACCUGCUCUUCUGCAUUGUGUAAAUGAUCUGGAUGGGAUGUGGCUGCUUCUCUGUGCUCUGCCUUCUCAUUCUACAGGCUGGAUUUGCUAUAUCUCUCUAACAGAUGGUCUACGUUGUACCUGCUGUCCUUACGCUGCUUGUUGGCCUUACCCCGUCAAUUACAGCUCCGGUCUGUUCUUCCCCAGAUAACGUCAUCUGGAGGAGCCUGUCGGAUCUGCAUUCAGCUGCUUGUUUACUUGGGACCAUUGCACUGGGGUACUCUUUGUUCACUUAUGCAAAAAGUAACAUCUUGCAUGAAGAGGAAGGAAGGGAGUUGUUUGGGCUGGUGAUUAUUGCUGUAUGGAUGCGUCUUUGCCGCAAUUCAGCAAAAAAUCCCAUGGGUGGAAUGUGUCUGAUGGGUGCAGUUACUCUCUCUUUCUUCCCCUUUGUAUCCUGGCUGUACAUUUAUAUGAACUCAGAGAUGCGAUCAUCCUGGCCAACUCACUGCAAGACUGUGAUUUAACCAGGCAGGACCAAACACACACAAUAAAUAUUCUAUUUUCAAGCUA
Pelodiscus sinensis (Chinese soft-shelled turtle) is the source of this 1607-nucleotide messenger RNA. RefSeq names its product transmembrane protein 220 (gene TMEM220). NCBI's taxonomy places the organism in Eukaryota, Metazoa, Chordata, Testudines, Trionychidae. The record is from RefSeq and is a predicted model, not a curated record.